AUGUAUGCGUUCAGUGAUUUUCUCCCUCCCAACUAUCUCAUAAGAGAAGAUUGCCUCAGGCUAGUAAGUGAUAACUACGGUCUGUUCUUCGAGGUUAUGUCUUUCAUAGAGGUGAAACCAAUACCUACAGCCAUCUUGACCGAUCCGCAGGGUACUGUUGUCCUUUGGACCCAGAACACUUUCCCAUGGACGGAAUGGGUUGAUAUGGCUCACUUUGGUGUUCGUCGCACACUGACUGAGCUGGCGGAUAGCGGUGCGUUCUGUGACGACUACCAAAUGAUUAGAUAUUGGUUCAUGAGACCAUUGGUGUAA
This is a messenger RNA of Fusarium venenatum, 312 nucleotides long. The record is from RefSeq and is a predicted model, not a curated record. NCBI's taxonomy places the organism in Eukaryota, Fungi, Ascomycota, Sordariomycetes, Hypocreales, Nectriaceae.